GGAGGAGGAGGCGGAGGAGGAGAGGCACGCACGUAGCCUGAGCGACUGGAACCAGCAAAGCUCCAGCGGUCCGCAGAGGAGAAGGGGGAGGAGGCGCGGCGGAGGCUAGCGAGCGGGCGCGGGUGUCACCCGGCUGCAGUGCCUUCUAGCAAAAGCCACCGCGGCCCGGGCUGCAGCGGCCAGACGGAUGCAAAGGCCACACGGCAGGCGCGGGGGCAGCCGCCGCAGUCGCCGUCCCGCGCGGGCUCCGGACAUCAGGGGUUGCUGAUGAAGUGAUUGUGAAGACAGAGUGAACACCUUCAUUUGCAGAAAGGACAACAUGGAUCAGCCAUUUACUGUGAAUUCUCUGAAAAAGUUAGCUGCUACGCCUGACCAUACGGAUGUCUCCUUAAGCCCAGAAGAGCGGGUUCGUGCCCUCAGCAAGCUUGGUUGUAAUAUUACGAUCAAUGAAGAUAUCACUCCACGCCGCUAUUUCAGAUCUGGGGUAGAAAUGGAACGGAUGGCAUCUGUGUAUUUGGAAGAAGGAAACUUGGAAAAUGCCUUUGUUCUUUACAAUAAAUUUAUAACCUUGUUUGUAGAAAAGCUUCCCAAUCAUCGUGAUUACCAGCAAUGUGUGGUACCCGAAAAGCAGGACAUCAUGAAGAAACUGAAGAAGAUUGCAUUCCCAAGGACAGAUGAAUUGAAAAAGGACCUUUUAAAGAAAUAUAAUGUAGAAUACCAAGAAUAUUUGCAAAGCAAAAAUAAAUAUAAAGCUGAAAUUCUCAAAAAACUGGAAUAUCAGAGAUUGAUAGAGGCGGAAAGGAAGCGGAUUGCUCAGAUGCGCCAGCAGCAGCUCGAGUCGGAGCAGUUUCUGUUCUUUGAAGAUCAACUCAAGAAGCAAGAAUUAGCCCGAAGUCAGAUGCGGAGUCCGGAAAGCCCAGCACUGUCCGAACAGAUUGAUGGGAGCACUUUGUCCUGCUUUUCCACACACCAAAACAACUCCUUGCUGAAUGUAUUUGCAGAUCAACCUAGUAAAAGUGAUGCAGCCAAUCUCGCUAGCCACUCUCCUCCUGUAAACAGGGCUUUAAAGCCAGCUGCUACUCUAAGUGCUGUUCAGAUGAUUGAAGGACUGAGAUGUGUAGUUUUACCAAGAGAUCUUUGCCACAAAUUUCUGCUGCUGGCAGAAUCUAAUACACUUCGAGGAAUAGAAACCUGUGGAAUACUUUGUGGGAAACUGACACAUAAUGAAUUUACUAUUACCCACGUAAUCGUGCCAAAACAGUCUGCAGGACCGGACUACUGCGACAUGGAGAAUGUGGAAGAAUUAUUCAGCGUCCAGGAUCAGCAUGGCCUCCUCACUCUGGGAUGGAUCCACACACAUCCUACCCAAACUGCAUUCUUAUCCAGCGUUGAUCUUCACACUCACUGUUCCUAUCAGCUCAUGUUGCCAGAAGCUGUUGCCAUCGUUUGUUCACCAAAGCAUAGGGACACUGGCGUCUUCAGGCUCACGAGUGCUGGCAUGCUCGAGGUUUCCGCUUGUAGAAAGAAGGGCUUUCAUCCACACACCAGCGAACCCCGGCUGUUCAGUAUAUGCAAACAUGUGUUGGUAAAAGACAUAAAUAUAGUUGUGCUGGAUCUGAGGUGACGUGUUCUGAAGAUUAGCACCAUCAGUGCCAUUGAAGCCAGACACCUGUGGACAUGUGGUUGCUGCAUUUUCUUAAGAAGUUUCCAGAGAUGACUGAUAUUUUAUAUUUAUACAUUUUAGAUCAGAAGGUUUGAUAUUUAUUGCUUUUGCAUAUUUUAAAGUUUUCUUUUUGGGGUUGCUUGGUCUCAAGAGAGGUCAUAGUGAUGUUAAAUCAGUACCUAUUCAUGUACCCAAAUGCCAAGACCUGAUAAUAAAUUGUGCUGCAAACAAUA
Messenger RNA from Choloepus didactylus (southern two-toed sloth), 1896 nucleotides. It is a transcript of the gene STAMBPL1, whose product is annotated as STAM binding protein like 1. The record is from RefSeq and is a predicted model, not a curated record. NCBI's taxonomy places the organism in Eukaryota, Metazoa, Chordata, Mammalia, Pilosa, Megalonychidae. The coding region runs from base 320 to 1624 and encodes 434 amino acids. Gene Ontology annotation, molecular function: K63-linked deubiquitinase activity; protein binding; metal-dependent deubiquitinase activity. The transcript has 11 exons. Gene Ontology annotation, biological process: protein K63-linked deubiquitination. Gene Ontology annotation, cellular component: endosome; membrane.